GCUAUGAAACAGGCCGGUGGCCAGAAGGAAGAGGAGAUACCAUGGGACCUGGUUGACAGGUGUCUCCUCCCGCUAGUAUUCUCUCACGCGUUCUCAGUCAUUCUUAGCACCAUUCUUGGAUUUUUAGGGUUAGCUCGCCUGACACUCGUCUCCGUAUUUUUACCGAGCAUAGCACUCACACUUGCCCUUACUCUCUUCUACCACACUCUGAAGGUAUCAUGUGCAGGAAAGAUAGUUGUUGUGACAGGCUGUGAAUCAAGGAUUGGAUACUCCAUAGCAAAACAUCUUGAUGAUUUGGGUGUGACAGUAUUAGCUGGUUUUUCACGCAAUGAAGAAUCCAAACCUAAACUUAAAGAGGAAUGUUCAGGAAGAUUACAAAUAUUUGACUUGGACAUUAGCAGUCAAGAACAUAUUUCUGAAGCUGUCAAACUCAUUUAUCAGAAUGCACCAAAUGGGAUUUGGGCUGUUGUUAAUGCCGCAUCGUGGACUGCGUUUGGUGAAGCUGAGUGGGUUCCAAUGGCUGCCUUUAAGCGUAUGAUAGAUAUUAAUCUUGUUGGAACUAUAUGUUUCACGUCAGCCCUGCUACCAUUGAUCAGAAAGACCAAAGGAAGGAUAGUGAACCUGAGCAGUAUACAUGGUAGAAUCCCGACCGGCCCUAGAGCACCAAUGUCCACGGUUACAGCUGCUAUAUCCGCCUUCUCAGAUGCUCUUCGCCUGUCCAUAGCCAAGUGGGGUGUUGACGUUGUUCUUAUAGAAGCAGGAUCUACUACUACUGGUGCAUGGUAUGAUCGUAAGGACAUGUUGGAUGAAGCAAGAAAUCUUUGGCAAAACUUGAGUGAAGAACAAAAAGCUACAUAUGGGGAAAAUUAUUUUGAGCUAAAAAUAACAUCUUUGAGAGAAUAUCAGUCUCAACAGGAAGACCUUUCAGCAUUACUGAGAAGUAUUGGGGAUGGAGUGACAAGAACAUUCCCACUGCCACGCUACACACCUGUGACUCGUAAAGAGAAAAUUCAAGCGUUUGUAGCUGAAUAUUUGCCUUAUUCCGUGUACAACAUCAUUUAUAACUAGUUCUACCAAGGAAUAGAUGUAGAUUGCAUCUGAUUCGUUGUGUUACGAAGAUACGAACGAAAUCCUGAAACAUUUGCGACUUCUUUGUAUUGACAUUGAAGUUAUCAUUAUUAAACAUUAAUUGAAACAAUAACAGCCAUUUUAAGUAUCAAUUGAUUCCUCAAAAGUGUGAAUUGAUUCCCUGAAUCAAGCAAACAGCUUUUAAGAUACUUAUUUGAUGAUUGAAAAAAAAUCAAAUUUAUUAUUUGAGGAUUGUCUUUUCAGUAUUAUAUCAGAUUAAAUUAGACCAUAACUGGAAGAUUACCCACAAAAAAAGCAUCAAGUUUCUAAAAAAGGUAAAUAAUUAAUCUGUCAACAUUUGACCAAAUUCAGACAUCAUAGAGAUAGAAUCAAAUAUAUGC
Messenger RNA from Nezara viridula (southern green stink bug), 1469 nucleotides. The record is from the annotation of a GenBank genome assembly. NCBI's taxonomy places the organism in Eukaryota, Metazoa, Arthropoda, Insecta, Hemiptera, Pentatomidae.